Messenger RNA from Gregarina niphandrodes, 228 nucleotides. RefSeq lists its product as hypothetical. The annotation marks the transcript as partial. The record is from RefSeq and is a predicted model, not a curated record. NCBI's taxonomy places the organism in Eukaryota, Apicomplexa, Conoidasida, Eugregarinorida, Gregarinidae. The transcript has a single exon.
CCGGUUCUUCAUCUCCUCAAGGUCUUCCUCCGCCUUCCUCCUUGCCUCCACCUCUUCCUCCGCCUUCCUCCUUGCCUCCACCACCUCUUCCUCCGCCUUCCUCCUUGCCUCCACCACCUCUUCCUCCGCCUUCCUCCUUGCCUCCACCUGUUCCUCCGCCUUCCUCCUUGCCUCCGCCACCUGUUCCUCCGCCUUCCUCCUUGCCUCCACCUCUUUCGCCAAAAGCUG